Onthophagus taurus is the source of this 2823-nucleotide messenger RNA. It is a transcript of the gene Pcif1, whose product is annotated as Phosphorylated CTD-interacting factor 1. Lineage: Eukaryota; Metazoa; Arthropoda; Insecta; Coleoptera; Scarabaeidae. Gene Ontology annotation, cellular component: nucleus. Gene Ontology annotation, molecular function: mRNA (2'-O-methyladenosine-N6-)-methyltransferase activity; RNA polymerase II C-terminal domain binding. The record is from RefSeq and is a predicted model, not a curated record.
UUUCUACUCAGUUAGCAAAUGGCGUCUGGGUGGAAAUGUACGUAAAUUUUUCUUUAACGCGAUGAAUGAAAAGUUUCGUAGUUAUUUUGUCAUGUUAAAUUUUGGUAAAACGAUGCAUCAGAUCAGCAAGAUACUUUUAUAACUGAAUAACGGACGCAUUGGGUCUCACAACGACGCCAUAAACGGUGUAAAUCACCGAAGCAGAUAUUUCUUUUUCCAACAAAUCCUCAAAGCAAACACAAUGAAUGAAGAGGUAGAGUUAAAAGUUCAAGAAGAUCGGCAGAUGUGGCCCCCGAUGGAUAAUGUGCCGAUAUCGAAUAUUGUCCCAACACACACAAAUAUUGCCAUAUCACCAGCACCCCAAGGGGCCCCGAUAAAUCCAAACAAUUUCGUUGAGUAUGAAUUACCUUUUGAAUAUGUCCAACAAGGUUGGAAAAAAUUUUGGUCUAAACGAGAAAAUCGACCCUACUUUUGGAAUAAAUUAACUGGGGAAAGUUUAUGGGAAAUGCCCCCUUUAAAUAAGCCCCAAUUUGAUCCAAUUACGGAUCCUUUAGGGAUUUGUCCACCGGUUGGUGCACAUCCCGUUGCGAUGCAAAGCCCUAUUCCUGUUGCUAAACGACGACCUUCCGAAGAAUUAGUAGGACCACAAGCAAAAAAGUUUGUGUUAGCCGGACCGUGGGAUUUAGAUGUACAGACUAAUGUUGUGAUAAUUGAGAGACCUCCUUGUAAUUAUAUGCAUUCACAUCCCGAAGUUGAAGCUUACAGGUGCAGUUUACUUUCAAAGUUGAGACAGUGUUAUCAGGAACUAUGUCAUUCGAGGCAAUCUAUUGAUGCACCAAAAGAAUCUUUUAAUAGGUGGCUAAUGGAAAGAAAAGUAUUGGAUACCGGUUGUGAUCCUUUAUUGCCAAGUAAUUGUUAUCCAGAGAUAUCAAUGUCAAUGUACAAAGAGAUAAUGAACGACAUCCCUAUUAAAUUAGUAAGACCGAAAUUUACUGGAGACGCGCGAAAACAACUAUCAAGAUACGCAGAAGCAGCUAAAUCAAUCAUGGAAUCUCGAAAUGCAGAAGCAGAAAGUAGAAAAGUGGUAAAAUGGAAUGUUGAUGAAACGUUUCAAUGGUUGAGGCGGACAGUUGGUGCUACAUAUGAUGAUUUUCAAGACAGGUUGGCACAUUUAAAACAACAAUGUCAACCACAUCUAACAGAAACGGUAAAGGUUUCAGUUGAAGGGAUUUGUUUGAAAAUUUAUAAUUUAUCAGCUGAGUAUGCAAGAAAAGUGCGAGAAAAAUCAAAUAUUAUUUUAAAGGAACAUGGAUUAGAAUUGCCCCCAGUCUUGCCAAAUAAUAGCACAAGGAAAGUUUGGUGUUAUCCCAUUCAAUUUCAAAUUGGAUGUACCAGGUUACCUGUAAUUGAGUAUUUACCAGACAGAGAUCAAGCCAUGUUAAGAUUUCAAGGGGAUACAUUGGUUAUUAAUGCAACUCACCUACAAAAAAUGGAACAUUUAUAUCGACACAGUUGUUUCGACGACAGAAAAUUCGAAUUAUUCAUCCCGAGAGUUUGGGUCGUCUUGAAACGUUACGCAACAUUUCUUGGUGUAAAUCCAUCAUCAGCGGUCGCAAGCAACGACGUUCACGACACCCAAGCAUCCCUUCCGGUUACCGUUUUCGAAUGUUUGCACCGGAUGUUCGCCGUUUCUUUCGAAUGUUUCGCUUCACCUUUAAACUGUUAUUUUAAACAGUAUUGUUCGGCGUUUGCCGAUUGUGACUCUUAUUUCGGAAGUAGAGGACUCUUUUUGCAUUUAAAAGCAGUUUCCGGUUCGUUUGAAGCGCACCCACCUUAUUGUGAGGAAUUAUUAGAAGCCACCAUCGAUCAUAUGGAACGGUUAUUGUCGGAGAGUCAUGAACCACUUAGUUUUGUUAUUAUUCUUCCGGAUUAUAGAGAACCCACACCUACAGGGCUUCAAAGAGCGGAGGAGAGUCAGUUUAAAAGGAAACAAGUUACUAUACCAGCUUAUGAACAUGAAUUUAGGCAUGGUUUACAACAUGUUCUGAAUAGAUCUGAAUUAAAUAUAAGAUCAACUCAUGGAACUGUAAUAAUCUGGUUACAAAAUCAAGCCGGUUUUAGUCGAUGGGGUCCAACUGAAGAUAGAGUUGAAGCGUUGUUAGAGGCUUUUAGGCCGGGGAGAGAAAGGGAACGUGACCGACAAGAAUUGCUUAGUCCAACGCGGCAAGGUUCAACAUCGGAUAAUAAGGACGUUUUAGUGCAUUAGCUUUCAAUGUAUUUUAAUUUUUAUUACUUUUAAUUUAACAGUAAUUUUUUGGCUACAUCUUAAAUUUUGCUAUUGCUCAUUGAAGCGUUUAAUUUUUACUUUUUUUUAUGCUACAUGCUAACGUCCUUUACACAUCACCCUCUUUUUAUACAUAUUUUUUUAUUUUUUAUGACGUACCUGAAUUCUUUUCUCGAGAAUCGAAGUUUGCAAAGGUUUUAUGAUGAAAUAUCGGGAUUGCUGUGCAAAGCCUAUAUUUGCAAUUUAGACGUAUUUUAAUUAUUAUUUAUAUUAACGAAAAAAAAAAUUAAAUAAAUCGAGAAGUUAUCAUUUGUACAUAGUCAUAGUCUAUAUAUAUGUAUACAAAGAAAGAGAAAUUUUAUUUAGGAAAUUCUAUAUUUAAGAAAAAGAUUGUAAUAUAGCUUUUGUUAGUAACUUUUAUUUUAUACUAAUAAUGUAGAUUUUUACUGUUAUGAAUAUAGGUUUUUCUCCUGAUGUUACAAUAUAUAUUAUUUAUUAAUAUAUUUGUAAACAGCUAAUAAAAAGAAUCAUUUCACAUA